Molecule: messenger RNA, 2272 nt
Organism: Anopheles funestus (African malaria mosquito)
Lineage: Eukaryota; Metazoa; Arthropoda; Insecta; Diptera; Culicidae
Exons: 4
Coding region: 1511-2272 (253 amino acids)
Source: RefSeq, a predicted model, not a curated record
UGGUAUAAUCACAUAAAAACUUCCCCCAUAGAAAAUGUAUGGAGGAGUUAUUUACACACAAAAUCGUCAAUUUUAACCCGAAUUUCAUGCGGUUUUCACCAAAAUCUCGCAAUUUUCCACUUUAAUGAACAAUUAUACACGAAAUAAACGCAUUCUGUAUAAUAUUUUCACAAAAUUUUCGCCAAAUUUGCGGAGCGCACGGACAACACGUCUGAAGUGCCCGACUGCUCGAACGUCCACACACACAUGGUAGCGAUUAGUGGUGCAUGAACGAAAUGUCGGCACAAGUGCCAUCUAGCCAUAUUAGCAGAAAUAUUGGCGAUUCGUUGGAUACCGCCUGAGUUAUGGGGCAAAGUUGGGUAAAAAAUGAGGAAAAUUUUACGGUUUCACAAACAGCGUAUGGAACUUGGUUCCUCGAUGAAUAAAUCACUUUUCACUAUGCGAAGACCUCCUUACAAUUUAAGGCUAAAGUCUGAAACACGACCCCCCCCCCACUCACGGUCACUCAUCUGCGUGUCAAUUUUUCGUACAGGGUGGUUCGGAGACUAUCAAAUGUGGCCUGAAUUUGAUUUUUUUUUACAAUUACUAUUAAAUUGUAAGGAGGUUUUCGCAUAGUGAAAAGUGAUUUAUUCAUCGAGGAACCAAGUUCCAUACGCUGUUUGUGAAACCGUAAAAUUUUCCUCAUUUUUGGCCCAACUUUGCCCCAUAGCUCCGCCGGUAUCCGAGAUAUCGCCAAACUUUCUUCUGGCCAUGGCUAGAUGGCACUUGUGGCUACAUUUCGUCCAUGCACCACUAAUCGCUACCAUGUCUGUGGCCGGAGCUAUUCGCGAAAGCUCCAACGGAUCGCCAAUCUUUGACCUGUGGUCGAUAGAUGGCACCAAUUGCUACAUUUUCUUCUUCGACGGCCAUGCCCUCAGGUGUCUGUGUCUCGAAACAUAAUUAAAAAACACGCAACCGAUUUCGAACCACCCUGCACGAAAAAAAGUCACUCAAAUGAGUGCCCGUGAGUGGGGGGGUCGUGUUUCAGACUUUAGCCCUCUUUUGUUCUUUGCGUGCGUCUGUGUCCCAUCAUAUCCAAUCAGUGUAUUGUGGUGCCUAUUGAAGAUAAUCUUUUUAUUUUGCUGUGUAUUUGAUAUCCUUACAUGAUCCGGUCUUGAACUCCAACGUGUUUAAAGUAAAGCAUUCGUUCGAUGUGUUUCUUCCCUCGGCUACGCGGCCUCGCUACAAAUACAACGUUAAUAUCGUUUCAUAAAGCAAAGAUUCAACAAAACGACAAAUGGAAAAGUGAGUUAGUGAAAACAUUUUGAUUACAAGAUAUGAAAAUUGAUGGUUUUCGUUCGUUUUUCUUAUAUGUUUAGCGCAAAACGACCAAAAUUGAUGAUGAAAAGGGCGAAUGGGAAAAAUGUUUUGGUGGCGUUGAACCCGGCAAAUAUUGGUUAGUUUCCACAUUGCUUCAGUGAAAAAAUAAUCAUUUUUAUGAGGCUGAUUAAUAAUAUUAUCAUUAUUAUCUAUGUUGUAUUUCACAGAUUCAACUCCACGUUCUACAACGUCAAUAUUGCGUGAGGAGUUGGUACAAGAACUAACGCCAUCGCUUCCUUCUACCGUGAUUCCUACCCGGCUCAAUCCUACCCACGCUCCUACUUCCUAUCCGGCUCAAUCUUAUUCUAGCCAAAAUAGGCCCAAGGAGAACAUUAAAGUUAUUUCCAACAUAGUAGUACAAUCUGCAAAAUCUUCAACCCCACGUGCUGCAAAUUUGAUUGUGAAUGAGCAGCUGGUGGAAGAAAUCUCGGCUUCGAAUGAAUCAAUUACAGCUCCGCAUAAUUCCAUAACGGCUCCAUCAUCCACACAAGAUAACAAUAUUGUUACUAAAACUCGGCAAAGUUCAGCAAAAUGCGGAAAGACCAUUACUAAUUCAAGUGGUACACAAACGGAAACUGCUGCCGAAGAAAAUACUUCCUUACAUGUCCUGUUGAAUAAACUAAACGAAAUACAAAGGGAGCAACAGCACACAAACAAAAAGCUGAAAGAUAUGGAGAAACAGAUCAAACUGCUUCGCUCGGAAUUGGAUAUUGUGGCCGACAAAGUUGUACCUAGUGUUGGUAUUGUGCGAGCAAGCAGUUUCGAUUUCGAGCCUGUAGCAACAAAAGAUGAGCUAAAUUAUCUGGAGGAAAAGUUAGGCGAACAAGAAUUCACACAAAAGUUGAAAAAUUUCGUCGAUGCCCGCCUUCCUUCGGACAGUGUUGAAGCACGUUUACACGCCCAGUGCGCAUAA